This is a messenger RNA of Melanaphis sacchari, 1960 nucleotides long. RefSeq lists its product as uncharacterized. Gene Ontology annotation, biological process: spindle assembly. The transcript is spliced from 11 exons. Lineage: Eukaryota; Metazoa; Arthropoda; Insecta; Hemiptera; Aphididae. Gene Ontology annotation, molecular function: microtubule binding. The record is from RefSeq and is a predicted model, not a curated record. Gene Ontology annotation, cellular component: HAUS complex; mitotic spindle microtubule. Bases 154 to 1776 code for a protein of 540 amino acids.
GCGUUUAUUUUAUAAGCUUAACUUCAAUAGUCUUUAAUCUUUAUGAAUUAAUAGUCUAUGAAUCACAUAGACAUAUUAUACAACAAUUAUUUUAUUUUAUUAUAGCUUUAAAACACCUUUUACAUUAUUUAUAUUAUUAAGUUUAAAUUUGACAUGGAAGCAAGAAUUAGUCAUCAUAUUCAAGGUAUAUUUAUGCUAAACAGAAAAUCUAUUCCUCCAACAUUGAAUAAACAUUUAACAAAUAAAAUAUUCAAUAAACCAAACAAAGAAGCUAUGGAACAAGUGUUAUAUUAUCUACUUCCAUUAACAGAUCCAAAUUGUUUAAAAACAAUACCUUGGCCAAUAACAACUUUUAAAGAAGCUGCUGAAUUCCGUAAUACAGCUACACAACUAAUUAAUGGCUUAGAUGGGUUUGUUUAUGAAAAAUCUUCAAAUGUAGUUGGAAAAGUGAAUUCAUCAUUAUUAGCAAAUCCUGGUGGACCUGUUUUUAUUUUUUUUAUGUAUCAAUUUUGUUUAUACAUUAAAUGUUGCGAACUGAAGAAAAGAGGUAUUAUUUAUUUAAAUGCACCGCUGUAUAUUGAAGAUAAAUUAAUUGACAAAAAAAUAUCAAUGUUUGAUGGAAUAUCAAAUAGUAAUUUUAAUAAAGUAGAUGAAAUAAUUUCUCGGAUUAGCUGUACUCUCAAAAAUACUACAGAUAUAGCUUCAAAAUAUAAAGAAAUCAUUCAAAAUAGUAAACAGCGUAUUAAAGAUAUUAAAUCUGAAUUACUUAACAUUGAACAUUGCGAAGCAACUGAAAAUGAAGUUUCUGAAUUAAAAAAAAAAUAUAUCAAUUUAUAUACUAACUUUCAACAAAAUAAUUUGAUUGCUUUGAAGUGUGCAAAAUUAACCGAUAUUAUAUUAAAAUCUCAAGAAACUUUGGAUGCAAAUAUAGUUAAUUUAACUUUUGAUAUAAAACGAGAAGAAUUAAUGGAUGGUUAUGGAAAAGUAGAUCUUGUGAAAUUCCUUAAAACCAUAAAAAAUACUUUAAAUGGUUAUAUAAAUUGGUGUGAACAGUUAAAUGACGAAGGAAAAAUUAAUAUUAUGGUACAAGAAUCACAACAAUCAGUUGCUGAUAUGACAGAACAAAUUCUGUCCUAUGAAAAACAUAUAAAUGUCUUAAAUAGUAUAGUUGAUAAUUUAAAAAUUGAAAACCAAAUAUUAUAUAAAGAAGUGUUUACUGGUAAAAGUCUUGAAAAUCUUGAUCCAAGAAUACAAUCAGUUUAUAAAAAUAUUCCUCCAAUAAUUUUUAAAACAGAUUUUAGUGAUAAACCAAAACCAAUGACUUCGGAAGGAAGUAAUAAAUCAAGACGAUCAAUUUUACUACACUCUAGUAGUCAACCUUAUAAGUAUCAAACUAUAGAUUUUGAUACUAUUAAACGUGUAUACAAUGAAACAUUACCAAAUCCCUUCAAAGAUGAAAAUGUACAAGAUGAAAUGGCGGAUGAAAAUAAUGAAUUGCAUGAAUCAGUAGUUAAAAUAUUACAAAGUUCUCACAGUGAAAAUUUACAGGAUGAUACAUGUGCUGCCUUUGAAAAUGAAUCUGUAUUAACAACUAAUACUGCAAUAAUGGGUGAAACUAAUGUCAUAAAAAAUGGUCGCCAAUCUCAAAUUAAAGAAGAUGAAAUUAAAAGUGUAUCUAUUUCACGAAAAUCAAUUGAGAACAUAAAGCAAAAGUUUAUUAGAAUUAAAAAACAAGCAAUGAGUACAAUUCCACAUUCACCUCAGUCACCAUUUUAAAUGCAUUAAUUAUCAGUGUAUUACUUAUGUAUUAUAAUUAAAUACAAAAAAGUAGAUAAUUAUUUUGUUGUUAAAACCAUCAUAGCAAUUAAUAUAUCAUGUACAUAAUAUUUUACUAACUACCUUUGUACCUAUGUGUCAAUCAUUAUAAUAAAUAUAAUAUAAAUGUUUACCAACUCAAUAA